CCAGCAUCCCUUGCGCGCGGAAUGGCGGGUCGUGGCAUGAAGUGGUAAAGUAUCCUGCGCGUUCAGUCGUUUACCCGUUACCGUCAUGUCGUCGUUUGUGACAGAAGUGCUCGCCAGCUCAGGAAAACUGGAGAAAGAUGACCUCGCCUGCAAAGUGUCCAAAUUGUCACGGAAAGUGGAAGAAACGAAGGAAGAGGUUACAGACAUGAUAAAUAAAAAAUAUAUUGAGUUUAUGCCCAGUAUGGAGGGAGCAGAGGAGCUUUUGGAGCAGGUUGAAUCAGUUUCCAAAGACAUUGAUUUAUUAAAAAGCUGCAUUGAGAAUGAGGUUCAGCAGAACCUCCAUGAUGCCGUAACAGAGUAUGCUAAGCUUAAACAGCAGCUAGAGAAAAACACUGCAGUUAUAGACCUACUCCAGCAUCUCCAAGAGUUUGACACGGCAAUAGAGGAGUAUCACAGGGCCUUGCAGGAAAAAAACUAUGUGGUUGCAGCCAAGCAACAUGGAAAGGCACGAGCUAGUGUCGAUGCCCUGAAAGCCUGGAAAGACACAGAGUUGCCUUUAGUUCAUGCCCUCAGCUCAGAGAUCACAAUACAGAGAGAGAAUCUCAUCUACCACCUUGGGGAAGAGUGGCAGAAACUGGCAGUCUGGAAACUUCCUUCCACUAAAACCGAGCUCACUAGUGUGAAGUCUUUCCUGAAGACAGCACUUCAUUUGAACAGAGGAGGUUCUAAGGGAGAUGAAUCUGUCCCACAUGUCCUUCUCCCCAGCAUUCUCCAAGCCCUCUCCAUUCAAGGAGAGCUUCAUAAAAAGAUUAAACUCUUUGGGCAAGUGUUGUUUAAGUACAUGCUGAAGCCUCUGAUCAUAUACCCCUCAUUGGUGGUUGAAGUGAGCAGUCAGCCGGAGCAGGGGGCUGUCUUGAGCCUGCAGUGUACAGAAACCAAAGCAGAGCAUCCUGAUCCCAGCCAGGUUUAUACCAAAGUGCUCACCGUGCUUAAAACACUACAUGAACACCUUUUUGAUGUGUCUAUAGAUGAAAAGAAAGUGUCUGAGAUUUUAGGAGACCUGAUAUGGGAGGAGAUGUCUGAAUGCAUCAUUCGUGAAUGCCUGGUUCAUUCCAUACCGGCUAACAGUAGUCAGCUAGCUGAGUAUAGCGAGGUCAUUAAACAGACUGAAGAUUUCGAGAGCAGUCUGAAAGAAAUGGGCUACCUCGCAGGGGACUCAACGGACCUCUUAAAAUACGCCAGGAACAUCAACUGCCACUUUGCAAGCAAAAAAUGCCAAGAUGUCAUUGUGGCUGCACGGAAACUGAUGACAUCUGAGAUGCACAACACAGUGAAAAUCACUCCAGAGUAUAAACUCUCUAUCCCUAAACUACCAAGUCCCAGUGGAGGAGAGAAGGAGAGGAAGGAGUCUAGUAAGAAAAGGGCCCAUUACGAUCAGCAGAGCCUGGAAAACGAGAAGCAGCUGAGUCCCAACACUCUGUGUUUACCUGUGUGUCGCAUUAGUGAGUCAGUGCAGCAGCUCAUGGAGCUUGCCAUUCAAACUCUGUCUGAGGUGGUGGGCAGCUCACCCCAGUGGUAUGUAGCAGGCAUUACAGACACUACAAUUAAAGGGAUAGUU
This is a messenger RNA of Sinocyclocheilus grahami, 1618 nucleotides long. RefSeq names its product centromere/kinetochore protein zw10 homolog. The record is from RefSeq and is a predicted model, not a curated record. Gene Ontology annotation, cellular component: chromosome, centromeric region; RZZ complex; nucleus. The annotation marks the transcript as partial. Lineage: Eukaryota; Metazoa; Chordata; Actinopteri; Cypriniformes; Cyprinidae. The transcript has 10 exons. Gene Ontology annotation, biological process: mitotic cell cycle; endoplasmic reticulum to Golgi vesicle-mediated transport; mitotic spindle assembly checkpoint signaling.